Molecule: messenger RNA, 459 nt
Organism: Cercopithifilaria johnstoni
Lineage: Eukaryota; Metazoa; Nematoda; Chromadorea; Rhabditida; Onchocercidae
Source: the annotation of a GenBank genome assembly
AUGCGAGCUGUAAUACAGCGUGUUACGAAAGCUGCCGUAUUCAUUGAUGGUCAACUGGAGUCAUCAAUUGAACGGGGAAUAUGUGUUCUAUUAGCUAUCAAUAUUGAGGAUACCUCGGAUGAUAUACAGUAUGUGGUACGGAAACUGUUAAAUAUUCGAAUGUUUCCAGAUGCUGAAACUGGUAAACGAUGGGACAAGAGCGUUAAAGAUCUGGGAUUUGAGAUACUUUGUGUAAGCCAAUUUACAUUAUACAGCUUGUUAAAAGGUAAUAAAUUGGACUUUCAUCAAUCAAUGGCACCAACGGAAUCGCAACAAUUUUAUCAAAAUUUUAUAGCUGAAUUGAGAAAGGCUUAUAAACCAGAACGGAUAAAGGAUGGUCGUUUUGGUGCGAUGAUGAAUGUUCAGAUUGAAAACGAUGGUCCUGUCACUCUCAUUUUGGAUAGUAAAAUUAAAAAUUAG